Messenger RNA from Rhododendron vialii, 1946 nucleotides. RefSeq names its product vacuole membrane protein KMS1-like. The transcript is spliced from 8 exons. The coding region runs from base 418 to 1716 and encodes 432 amino acids. The record is from RefSeq and is a predicted model, not a curated record. NCBI's taxonomy places the organism in Eukaryota, Viridiplantae, Streptophyta, Magnoliopsida, Ericales, Ericaceae.
CAAAUCUACGGAGUGUAUAUAAAGAGUAUAAAUCUACGGAGAGAGAGAGAGAGAGAGAGAGAGAGGGGCUCAAACCCUGGAUCUUAACGCAAUCGAUUUCAGGUUCGUGUUGUGGGUCUGGCUCUGAUUCCUAACACAGAUCUGAAAAGAUUGAAUGAGCCAUUCAAGACCCAUAAAUUACCUCUAAAAAAUCUCUCAAAAUCUCCCACCUUUCUUUCUUUUCAUCUUCCACAAACCAUCAAAAGUUUUAUUCUUUAUUUUCUUGAUGAAGAGCAUCAAAAGGUUCGAUAGUGUCUAUCUCAUCACCCCUUUACUUGUCCCGAUGUCUUUUUAGCGAACCAAACCCAGUUUACAGAUAAAGUUAUAUAGUUAUAUUAGAUAUAUUGCAUUUAUGUAUAGCAAUUGAGGAAACAUCAAAUGGGUUCGAAGAAGAAAGCUGCUCGGCACAAAUCUCCUUCUCCUUCUGUUUCUCAAGAUACGGAUAUGUCGAUCGAAGGUCUGCAUGCUAAACAUCAGCAGGAGCUAGAAAAUUUGACGCUAACAACACAACCUUUCAAAACAUUGAAGUUUUUCAUUUUGGCUGUUAUUAAGUAUCUUAAGAGAUCAGUAUCAUAUCUUUUGGCACAUGGUGGUUGGCUCAUGGUUUUAUGCAGUGUGGUGGUGCUUGUUGGAAUACUGCUUUUUACCAUUGAUGGUCCUCACGAAAAGCAUGUUGAAGAGUUUCUUGAAUAUUUGCAAUUUGGAUUGUGGUGGGUGGCUCUUGGCGUUGCAUCUUCUAUUGGCCUUGGUUCUGGUUUGCACACUUUUGUCCUUUAUCUUGGGCCUCACAUUGCCUUGUUCACAAUAAAAGCAGUGCAAUGUGGCCGAGUUGAUCUCAAAAGUGCUCCAUACGAUACGAUACAGUUAAACAGAGGCCCAUCAUGGCUUGACAAGGAUUGCUCAGAAUUUGGGCCGUCAUUGUUUUCGUCUUUGGAUGGUUCACAUGUCCCAUUGAGUAUGAUAUUGCCUCAGAUCCAGAUGGAGGCUGUUCUAUGGGGCAUUGGGACUGCACUGGGGGAGCUUCCUCCGUAUUUUAUUUCAAGAGCAGCCCGUCUGUCAGGCAGCAAAUUGGACACGAUGGAAGAAUUGGAUGCUUCAUCAACUGAAGAUAUCGGAAUCAUAACUACUCAUCUAAAUCAGAUCAAGUGCUGGUUCCUGCUGCAUUCCCAAUAUUUGAGCUUCUUUACAAUUUUAGUGCUUGCUUCGGUGCCAAAUCCUCUAUUUGACCUUGCUGGUAUCAUGUGCGGACAAUUUGGGGUUCCUUUCUGGAAGUUUUUUCUUGCAACAUUGAUUGGGAAGGCAAUCAUUAAAACUCACAUACAGACGUUGUUCAUUAUAUCCGUUUGCAAUAAUCAACUUCUUGACUGGAUCGAAAAUGAGUUGAUUAGAGCGUUCAGCCUUGUACCUGGUUUCGCUUCCGUCCUGCCAACCGUCAUCCCAAAAUUGCAUGCAAUGAGAGCUAAAUAUAUGACAACCGCACCUCCUAUGCCCUCAAACAUCAAGGUGAAGAAGUGGGAUUUUUCGUUUACUUCGAUUUGGAACACAGUAGUGUGGCUCAUGAUUAUGAAAUUUUUCGCCACGAUCGUGACCUCAACUGCACAGAGAUAUCUGAAGAAAGAGCAGGAAAAGGAAAUUGCAUCAAAGCACGCAAAUGAGUCUGAGCAUUUGUCUCAAUGAACUUUUCAAGCAUCUCUCUCUCUCUCCCCUCUUUGUCGCCAUUGUAGGCACACAUUCUCCAUCGGGAGUUCCUUUAGACUUUCAGGGACUUUGUAUAGGAUGAUUAGCGGUUGACGGCUCUUUUGUCCUUCUUUAAUUGGGUAAGCAUUGGUUUUAGGCUGAAAAUUGAAGUGUCAUUGUAAACUACUUGGGAAGAUUAUAUGAAAGGCAUAGAUCAUUUGCUUUGCUCC